Messenger RNA from Colletotrichum aenigma, 2643 nucleotides. It is a transcript of the gene trf1, whose product is annotated as Telomeric DNA-binding factor trf1. The record is from RefSeq and is a predicted model, not a curated record. NCBI's taxonomy places the organism in Eukaryota, Fungi, Ascomycota, Sordariomycetes, Glomerellales, Glomerellaceae. Gene Ontology annotation, biological process: telomere maintenance via telomere lengthening. The coding region runs from base 1 to 2643 and encodes 880 amino acids. Gene Ontology annotation, molecular function: double-stranded telomeric DNA binding; protein homodimerization activity. The transcript has 4 exons.
AUGCUCAUGGAGGGCAUUGAAGCUAUUGCCGAGGCGGCGCAGUCUCCAAAGGCGGAGGCGCACUCGCCGACAGGACCCGAAAUGAAGCAGGAAUCCCCGAGUCUUGUCACCGAUCUGGGCGAGACCCCCCAAUUCCCACUCAAGCGACCCCGCGAUUCGAGCGCAGACGAUCCAGAUGCCGAGUCCAAGAGGUUAAAGGUUGACGAUGAGGGUCCGCCUCUGGAUCUCAACUUCGACAUGGACGCUAUGAUUCAGGGCGUCAUGAUGGACAUCAACAACGAGAUGGGCAAGGUCGACGGUCUGGAUUCUGUCCCUGACGUGGACAUGUCCGGAGACCCUCUUGGAUCCGUGUCGCAAGAGCCUCCCCCAUCCACCGAGUCCCAUACGCCUGUUCUCUCCGAACCGCUGGCCUUGAUGCGACGGACAACUACCACUUGUUUGUCAAACUUUGCUCUGCAGCUGCUUGUGAUCCUGUCGCAACAUGUCUUCGACGACGUAUACCGACAAUUACAAGAGAAGGACUCCGAAGUCUCCAAAUCCUUUGCCACGAUAAAAUCUCUGUUCCAACAGACGCGAGCGAUCUACUCGACUACCGACCUUAUCCUGGAUCCUGCCACGCUGGAUCUUAUGAUGCCGGACAACCUCACCGAUGUCCAAGUCGCAAACCUUGCGAGUUUUUGCUGCGCGCUCUUUUCGUUCGAUGGACACCAUGAUUCCACCUCAAAGGAGCUGCUCGCUUUGCAAGAUCACUUCUUCUCGGUUUUUCUGCCUGGUGGCGAGCACGACACGGUCACGCAAGAGAUUUCUGAUCUCUUCGUAGCUGUCAAGACGCACCUCGUCAUUGACGCAGUCACGACAGCGGACCAGUCAGCGCCGGUCGACCAACUAAUUGCCGAUGCUUUCUCUGCUGAUUUGGAGGAUAAGCUACGCGCAAGGCACGGGGGCUCAACUUUGACGACUGAGGAGCAGUCACUAGUCACUGCUGUGCAAGAACGGAAGGCGGCUCUGAUCUCAUACGCCUCGGGUCUCCCAGACACCGUUCUUCUCAAGAUCGGCUACCCAGAUGAAGACCUUUUCCGCUUACUUAACAUGUACCUGCGUCGCAAGCUGCAAUCUCUGGCAGGUCUUGCUUCAAGACACGGCAUUGAGCUUCCGUCAACAAUGUCGAACGGCGACCUGGACACAUCGGUAUCUCACGAUUUGGAUGAUCUAGGAAUCAACUCCUUGCUCGAGGCAACAGACGGCCUCGUUGCACAGUACCUCCCGACCGACGCCAUCGAUGGCUUGCCUCACGACCCUCAGCCUCCCGUCCCGUCGACCGAGACCAGUGCUCCUCCCGCAGAGCCCGCCGCCGCACCCGCACCUGAAGCCCCCCCUCCUGCGCCGACAACGAACGGAAACACGGCCGAAGUCCAAGACUCAACGAACGAUAUCCUUGCCCUGGUCGCGCAAAGCACACAAGAAUACGUCCGAACAACCCUCAACAACCUCUCGCCAGCACCGUACCAACCGACAGUACCAACGCCCACGGGAGCUGCUCCUGUCACACAAACGACGUACCUUUCACACUUGCAACAAACCCAGGCUCAGUCACCGUACUAUGGCUACCCUCCGCCAGUCGAGCAGCCACCUCCGCCGGCACAGCACGACAACUCAGAGAAGCUGCCCCCCAGCCAGUCACUGCCUAGUGCAGUGCUCUAUGAUAGAGCGAGGCAAGCGGCGCUCAGCAAGACGAACAAUCAGCAGAGGAGAGAAGGAACUACGUCAACAAGACGUCCCUGGACUCAAGAGGAGGAGAAGGCGUUGAUGACCGGUCUGGACAUGGUCCAGGGCCCCCACUGGAGUCAAAUCUUGUCGCUCUUUGGUGCUGAAGGCACGCUCUCAAACAUACUCAAAGACCGGACUCAGGUGCAACUCAAGGACAAGGCACGAAACCUGAAGCUCUUCUUUCUGAAGACCAACUCAGAGAUGCCGUACUAUCUGCAAGCCGUCACCGGUGAACUCAAGACGAGAGCGCCGACCCAGGCAGCCAGAAAGGAGGCCGAAGAGAGGGCACGCAUGAACUCAGAGGAGGAGCAGGCGCGUGUUCAAGGAAUUAUGACUCUUGCCGGUGGCCUUCAGCAUCCUCAGCAAAACCGCGCGAGCGCGACACCGGCUACUGCGCCCAGCACGCCCUCGCAGUCCGCAGCCCAAAUGUCACAUCAUCUCGCUCAUGCUACUACGCCAACACAUGCCGCUGUUUCCGGGCCACCAGCGACACCCGCCACGGCCACGCCAACCCACAAUCGUGUACUGCCGGCUUCCUCACCUUAUGCGGCAACAGCAGCUCAGCUUUCCCACACACCUCAUGCCCUGUCACAGCCACCUCACACCCCGACACAUUCCCACAUCCAGCAUCACUCUCAACCUGGAACGCCGCAGCCGCAGCAGCACCAGCAGCAACAACCACAGCAGCAUCAUCAGCAGCCUCAGCAAGAGCAUGUUCAGCCGCAGGUCUCUCAGCCGGCCGAGGCUACCCCCCAGUACUCCACCGACGCCUCUGCGCCUGUGUAUAGCCAGCAGAAUGAUGACCUGAAGGAGGCAGCUCUUAUGCAGAGCCUGCGCGAACUCGAGGCGUACAGUAGCAGCGCCAGCUUGUCUUAG